Molecule: messenger RNA, 747 nt
Organism: Xenopus tropicalis (tropical clawed frog)
Lineage: Eukaryota; Metazoa; Chordata; Amphibia; Anura; Pipidae
Gene: timcc
Product: TIM double twin CX3C motif chaperone
Cellular component (GO): mitochondrial intermembrane space
Source: RefSeq, marked provisional
CAGACAUGGCAGAGGAACAGCAGAACCGGCUUCAAAAUGCGAUAGACACUAUGGUGAAGAGCUUGGAAAGGGACAACAUUAGGAAAAUGCAGGGGAAGAUGUUCCGGUGCAGCGCGCAGUGCUGUGAGGAUAAUGGCGCUUCCAUGCAGCAGGUGCAUCACUGUAUAGAGCGCUGUCACACGCCUCUCGCUCAAGCACAGAGUCUGGUCACCAACGAGCUGGAGAGGUUUCAGAACCGUCUCGCCCGCUGUACCAUGCACUGCAACGAUAAAGCUAAAGAUUCCUUUGACUCUGGGAGCAAAGAAGCCCAAGUGAAAGCCCAGCUGGAGGGCUGUGUCAUUAAAUGUGCAGAGGAGCACAUGAACCUCAUUCCCAGUAUGACCAAGAAGCUGAAGGAUGCCUUAGCGCAGGCUGACAAAUGACGUUGUCAAGGUCGAAUUUCAAUGGAAAGGCAAUGUGGCUAGAGACAUUCCAACAGUCUUGGGUGCUGCUUGAGAGCACCCAUAAGCCCUAGCAUGGCACGGGAGUUCGGUUAGAAAUAUUCUGUGACUUUGUUGGAGGUGGCAUCAGUUAAACAAUAGGAAGAGAUCCUUCCUUGAAAAAACCAGCUGGCUGACCAGUUACCUGACUAAGCAAGACAAGAUGGCUGCACAAUUACAGAACUGUCAUUGCGGACUUCUUCUACUGCCCAAGGCCUGUGUUGUUUAAAACUUUAUUGAAUAUUAAAAAAAUUAUAAAAACUGGUAA